Messenger RNA from Ctenopharyngodon idella (grass carp), 4655 nucleotides. RefSeq names its product golgi glycoprotein 1a (gene glg1a). The record is from RefSeq and is a predicted model, not a curated record. Gene Ontology annotation, molecular function: fibroblast growth factor binding. Gene Ontology annotation, cellular component: Golgi membrane. Bases 52 to 3570 code for a protein of 1172 amino acids. NCBI's taxonomy places the organism in Eukaryota, Metazoa, Chordata, Actinopteri, Cypriniformes, Xenocyprididae. The transcript has 28 exons.
UCAUGAACACCUUCUUCGCCGUAGUAGGUUUCGUAAUUUCGCUCAGCGAAGAUGGCGGCGUGUAGACGUGUGCAGCGGCUGCUGCUGCUGUUGAUAUUCAUCUCCUGCUCGAUUUGUUCUGCUCGUGGAGCCAAAUCAGUUCACGGAGAUAGUGAAAAUGCCCCAGAUAAUAGCGAAAGAGGUAAAAAUCCAGUGGGAGACGGGAAAGCAAUGGCGUUGGAGGGGGCCUCGUCGGUUCGUCGCAGCGGCGGCUGGAAGCUCGCAGAGGAGGCGGCCUGUCGGGAGGACGUGAGCCGGAUCUGCCCCAAACACUCCUGGAACAACAACCUGGCCGUCCUGGAGUGCUUGCAGGACCGAAAAGACGACACAGAGAUCGGUACAGACUGCAAUCAUCUGCUGUGGAACUACAAGCUGAAUCUGACAACUGAUCCAAAGUUUGAGUCUGUGGCCAUUGAGGUGUGCAAGACGUCCAUCAAUGGGAUUAAGGAGUGUGCCGCUGAGGAACGUGGGAAGGGUUACCUGGUGUCGUGUUUAGUUGAUCACCGCACCAAUAUCUCAGAGUACCAGUGUAACCAGUACAUCACCAAGAUGGCCAGUAUAGUGUUCAGCGAUUACCGGCUGAUCUGCGGCUUCACGGACAAGUGCAAGGAGGACAUCAACAAACUGCACUGUGGAAGCGUCAACACAGGAGAGAAGGAUAUCCACUCUCAAGGAGAGGUGAUCUCGUGUCUGGAGAAAGGCCUGGUGAGUGAAGCCGAGGAGCAGCCGGGUCACUACACCAUCAAAGAGGACUGUAAGAAGGCCAUCAUGCGCGUGGCCGAACUCUCUUCUGACGACUUCCACCUGGACCGCCACCUCUUCUUCUCCUGCCGGGAAGACCGCGAGCGCUUCUGUGAAAACACUCCAGCCGGAGAGGGAAAGGUCUACAAAUGUCUGUUCAACCACAAGUAUGAGGAGAGCAUGUCAGACAAAUGCAAGGACGCUCUUUCCACUCGUCAGAAGCUAAUAGCUCAGGACUACAAGGUCAGCUACUCACUGGCUAAAGCCUGCAAACCGGACCUGCGUAAAUACCGCUGCAACAUGGACACGGCGAUGCCACGAGCGCGAGAGGCCAAGCUCUCGUACCUGCUGCUGUGCCUGGAGGCCGCCGUACAUCGCGGUCAAACCGUGAGCGGUGAGUGUCAGGGCGAGAUGCUGGACUACAGGCGGAUGCUGAUGGAAGAUUACUCCCUCAGUCCAGAGAUCGUGCUGCAUUGCCGAGGGGAGAUUGACACGCACUGCUCUGGCCUGCACCACAAGGGCCGGACCCUGCACUGCCUCAUGAGGGUGUUCCGGGACAAGGCCAUCAUGGAAGGCCACUGCCAGAAAGCUAUCCAGACGCUGAUUCAGGAAACAGACCCCGGGGCCGACUAUCGCAUCGACCGCGCUCUGAACGAGGCUUGUGAGUCCGUCAUCCAGACCGCCUGCAAACACAUCCGAAACGGAGACCCCAUGAUCCUGUCCUGUCUGAUGGAGCAUCUGUACACUGAUAAGAUGGUUGAAGACUGUGAACACAGACUUCUGGAGCUGCAGUACUUCAUCUCCAGAGACUGGAAACUGGACCCCAUUCUGUACAAAAAGUGUCAGAAUGACGCUGCCCGCAUCUGUCACACUCACGGCUGGAACGAGACCAGCGAGUUCAUGCCGCCCGGAGCCGUCUUCUCCUGUCUGUACCGACACGCCUACCGCACUGAGAUGCAAGGACGACGGGGUUCAUCAGAAACUUCUGAAGUAGAUUCGGAAGUGAGUUUGGAUUUGUCUCGAGACUGUAAGACGGAGGUUCAGCGGAUCCUCCACCAGCGGGCCCUGGAUGUGAAGCUGGAUCCAGAGCUGCAGCAGCGGUGCAUGACGGAUCUCGGGAAGUGGUGCAGUGAGAAGACUGAAGCUGGACAGGAAUUGGAGUGCUUGCAGGAUCAUUUAGAGGAUCUGGUCCUUAACUGCAGGGAAGUGGUGGGAAACCUCACAGAAUUGGAGUCUGAGGACAUUCAGAUCGAGGCGUUGUUGAUUCGAGCCUGCGAGCCUGUGAUCCAGUCGUACUGUCAUGACGUGGCCGAUAAUCAGAUAGACACAGGGGACCUGAUGGAAUGUCUCGUUGCCAAUAAGCACCAGAAGGAAAUGAAUGAGAAAUGCACCGUGGGAGUCACACACUUCCAGCUGAUCCAGAUGAAGGACUUUCGCUUCUCGUACAAGUUCAAGAUGGCCUGCAAGGAGGACGUACUCAAACUGUGCCCCAACAUCAAGAAGAAGGUGGAUGUGGUGAUCUGUCUGAGUACCACAGUAAGGAACGACACUUUACAGGAGGUCAAAGACCAGCGAGUUUCCAUGAAGUGUCGCAAGCAGCUCCGAGUGGAAGAACUGGAGAUGUCGGAAGACAUUCGUCUGGAGCCGGAUCUGUACGAGAGCUGCCGGCAGGACAUCAAGCAGCACUGUCAGAACGUGGUGUUUGGAAACGCUCAGGUGAUCGAGUGUCUGAAGGAAAACAAGAAGCACCUGACCCAGCAGUGCCAUCAGAAAGUCUUCAGACUGCAGGAGAAUGAAAUGAUGGACCCAGAGCUCGACUUCCAGCUCAUGAGAGUCUGCAAGCAGAUGAUCCGGCGUUUCUGCAGCGAUACAGAUGCAAAGAACCUGUUACAGUGUCUCAAACAAAACAAGAACAGCGAGCUAAUGGACCCUAAAUGCAAACAAAUGAUUACCAAGAGACAGAUCACCCAGAACACAGAUUAUCGCCUGAACCCUGUGCUGAGAAAGGCUUGCAAAGCUGACAUACCCAAGUUUUGCCAGAACAUUCUGAACAAAGCCAGAGACGACAACGAGCUGGAGGGGCAGGUCAUCUCCUGCCUCAAACUCAAAUACGCAGACCAGCGUCUCUCUCCAGACUGUGAGGGCCAGAUCAGCGUCAUUCUGCAGGAGUCAGCACUGGACUACAGGCUCGAUCCGCAGCUGCAGCUUCAGUGCAGUGAGGAGAUCCCGCGACUCUGUGCGGAGGAAGUAGCGGCGCAGGAGCAGACGGGUCAGGUGGAGGAGUGUUUAAAAUACAACCUGCUGAAAAUCAGCCAUGAGGGCUGUAAAAAGGAGGUGCUCAACAUCCUGAAGGAGAGUAAGGCAGAUAUCUUUGUGGAUCCGGUUCUGCACACAGCCUGCGCGCUGGACAUUAAGCACCAGUGUGCUGCAAUCCCGCCGGGCAGAGGAAGACAGAUGUCCUGUCUAAUGGAGGCUCUCCAAGAUAAGCGUGUGAGACUCCAGCCUGAGUGUAAGAAGAGAUUACAGGACCGCAUUGAUAUGUGGAGUUACGCCGCCAAGGUGGCGCCAGCAGAAGGUUUCUCCGACCUGGCCGGGCAGGUUUUCACGUCUCCUGCCAAGACCUACAUCCUGAGCAUGCUGGCGAUGUGCGUGGUGUUGCUCUUCCUCAUGGGCCUGCUGUGCGGCCGCAUCACCAAGCGCGUGACGCAGGAGUUGAAGGACAGAAGACUUGAUCAGCCAUGGGCUGCUCCUAUAAGCAAGAACAGGAAAGGAUACAUACCCAUUCACUAACAAAAAUAGCCACUUUUAUUCAAUCCAGAUCAAAUGGCUUGUGCUUAAUAUGCUUCUGUAUCUGUUUUUGGCCAUACAUUGAAUGUAUCCACAUUGGGAAAGAUCUUUAAAUCAAAAGCUGAUGCGCUCCAUGGCUUUUUAGCUUCAUGUGCUUUUCGGUGCUUUUCAUAUUCCUGCUUAUAAAUGCUUCAGUUCAUGACUGUGAUCUGGGUUUCCUGCAAAGAUGAGGAAAUUGAUUUCAGCCAAAUCCUUUACGCUUUCAUUCAAAGUGAUGAACCAGUACAGCUCUUCCCUCAGUUGUUGUUUUAAUACACUUGCAAGCAAAGAAACAAGGUCCUUCAUCUCCUCCGUCUGUAAAUCAUCUCUUUCAACAGUCUGUUUUUAAUUGGUAGAUAUUGAUACAAAUUACUUAAACUGUGGUGUUUGUGUAUUAGUAGUACCAUAUUUCAUUUAAACCAUUGUCCAUUUGGAAUCUGUUAUAUUUAAUUUUUAAAUGCGUUUCUGGUUCAUAUUUCACCCUAAAAUAAUCAAAAUUAAGCAAUUUUUGGAGAAUCUAACCAAUAAUAAUUUUGCUUAAUUUUGAUUGGCUUGGUCAGAUACUUUAAAAAGAUAUAUUGUUUUGAGAAAGUAUCUGACCAAGCCAAUCUCAAUUUAAUAUUCCUUUGAGAACACGACCUGCAAGUAGUUUGUAUCAAUUAUAAGGUGAUUUUUCUUAAAACGGUAUAUGGCUGUCGACGGCUUUUUUCUUUUCUUGACGUGUUUUCACAUUAUUUUUGAACGAGUUAAACUAUCACUGGAAAAUGUGUGAGUGUUUCAUCUGCUCACCGCCGUCAUUCACAACCACUGCUUCCUGUCUGUCAAGCUGAUAUGACAUAGAAAUUAUCGAAUGAUAAAAGACGAACUGUUUUUGUAUUUACUUUACGUGCGCAAAUUUAUUAUGAAAAGUAUUUCUCCUGAAAUCUGAUCAAGCCGUGUACAAUACAGAUAUAACACAAUAACUGCUCUUUUCUUUUGCCAUUUUUCUUGGUUUGUUCUGUACAAGUCGAAUUGGACCGUUGUUAAUAAAAUUGAUCUGAUGGUUUGUA